AUGGCUAGUUCGCAUCGAUUUCAUCCUCUCUCGCCGCAGGAGAUUACUUUGAAUCACCUAGGCCGUCAAAUACAUCAAAGCUCAUAUCCAGGCCACAAUGUGAUAUUUCGCGUAGUUACACAUGCAGAGCCGCCAAAGGCGCAGAUGAUCCGCUUUCUGGAAGCUGAACGAUCUUCCUCAACUCCGGAAGUUAGCGCAGCGCUACCACCCAAAAGGACUGCCCUCGUUCAAUUUUACUUGGGUGAUUCUUUAGAUUUCCGUGAGAUCAGGGUGGACCUAACCAGCGGGGAACGGCUUGACGAAUCGAAAUUGACCGGGAAGCGUUCGUAUAUCGACGGCACGCUAAUGAACGCCUGUGAGGAGGAGUGCCUUGCAGAUAAGGGUGUGCAGGAUGCGAUCAAUCAAUUGGAGUUGCCGGAGAAUGCGGCUGUUGUGGUUGAGGCAUGGACUUAUGGGACGGAUGGGAUGCGGGAUAUGUCGAAGCGGCUGGUUAUGGGCGUAUAUUAUAACCACUUUAUCUCCCUACCCCAAUUUCCUUCUUCGGUUCUAACGCCAUAUCCGCUGGAUCUAUGUGUGGAGAUGACAGAUGACUUGAAGAUGCUUGGGGUUAAGAAGUUUGACAGGUCAAAGAUUCAUGACACCAGCAAGUAUCAUCCUGACCUUGUCUCCGAUAAUUAUCGCACGGGGAAUGCUGUGGUGACCCGCUCCCGAAUCCUAGUUUUGCAGACCAUCAUCACUGCAGGCAACUACGAGUAUAUUUUCGCCUUCCAAUUUACUCAGGAUGCAGCCAUCAACUACGAAGUUCGCGGGCGAUUCAGUCCUUACGGGACCCUCGUGGCGCCGGGUGUCCUGGCUCCCUACCACCAGCACCUAUUCUCCCUGCGCAUUGAUCCAGCCAUAGACGGGUUUGAUGACAUCCUCGUCGUCGAGGACUCCAUUCCCAUGCCCCUGGACAACCCCAAAAUCCACAACUCAUUAGGUAUCGGCUACAUCACUUCCCAAGUAACCGCCCAAGUCGAAAGCACAUUGGACACGGACAUCACCAAGGGUCGUGUGUUCAAAAUCACCAAUGAAAACGUGCGCAACCCGGUCAACAAUGGGCCCGUCGGAUAUAAGCUUGUCCCACAUUAUUCGCAGAUGUUGCUUGCGCACCCGACGUCAUUACACGCCAAGAGAUCGAAGUUUUGCUCGCACCCGCCCUGGUCGCUUGGUGGGGUCGGGAUUGCGUCCUGGAUUAAAUCCCGUGCAUCAAAUGAAUCAGCCGCCAAUGUGCGGAAUCAGGAUAUUGUGCUUUGGCAUACGUUUGGCACGACACACAAUCCGCGCAUUAAGGAUUGGCCAGUCAUGCCAGCGGAAAAGAUGCUUGUGUCAUUGAAGCUGGUGAAUUUCUUUACGGGAAAUCCGGCAGUUGAUGUACCGAUCGGUAUGCAGGAGCAGAAUAUGAGCGUUCUUGUUGACGUUGGGGCCCAUAAGAGUUGCGCCCCGGAUAGCUUGAAAAGAGGGAAGGCGGGAAAAGGAUAG
Molecule: messenger RNA, 1521 nt
Organism: Paracoccidioides lutzii Pb01
Product: amine oxidase
Exons: 6
Coding region: 1-1521 (506 amino acids)
Biological process (GO): amine metabolic process
Molecular function (GO): primary methylamine oxidase activity; copper ion binding; quinone binding
Source: RefSeq, a predicted model, not a curated record